AUGGAUUGGCGACUACUCGACUACGCCAAGGAGGCUGAAGAGACCGCCAAUGGCCUUCUCGGGUUCGAGAAUGAGAUCCCUCAGUAUCGCAAGGACAUCAGAGGCUACAUGGCCGAGCUGUAUGCCAUAUCGCAUGCCCUACGCGAGUUGCACGACGCACUCGGCUCUGUCCACUAUGGCAGAUAUGCAGGCUACAUCAUCAAGGACCUCGAAAUAUGUCUCCCCAGCCUAGGCUACACGCUUGACGACGUGCAGGGCAUCUUCAACAAGUCCAAGAGAAGCCGGCACGCAGCCCCAGGCGCGUUCCCAGGCACGCCACCUUAUGCAAUCAUAUGGGAGGAUGCCCUCUCAGACUUCAGGACGCAGGGUAUGUCCCUGCCCCAGCGGUUCGAGACUGUCAGGAUGUAUCUGCAGGGUAUGCAUGAUACGUUGAAAGGGGUUGAAAACGACGUUGAGCUGGCAAACUUCAAAGUCACACUGUCAAAAUUGCUCAAGAAACAGAAGCCGAUAGAUUCCUACUUCAGCAAACUCUCGGUGCAGGGCGGCACAAGUGGUGCCAAAACGCCAAAGCCAUCAUCUCCCAAAGCCAACAGACCCAAGAUACAUAGUCAUCCUACAUAUCCCACUGCCCAGCACGCGUAUCCGCAAUCGCCACCGCCACUCCCACAUCGAGCUCAUAUUGCACCAACAUGGGGUGGCAUAGGUGACAUACCCUUUGUCCCGCCACCUGUGCCUGAGAUCCCCCAGUCGCCCACGUAUUCGUCCGCAUCAUCACAAGCCUUCUCGGCACAAUCGACCGAUUCCGAGCCUGUCGCACACUGGUCGAUGAAGAUAUUCGAUGGUCGCCACGGUUCAACGCCAUUUGCAACGCUGGGAGAGCCUACUGAGUGCUUUGGAAGAAAUGAGCCCCGUGUCAUCGAAAUGCUGCAGGACGACGGAUUCGAAAAAGUCCUGGAAUUACCCUUUGAGGCAACGAAUGUGUGGGUGCGAAUGUACUGGAGACCCGAUGACAACCGUGCACGGAUUCUCUUCCUUUCCUUGGAUACCGAGGGGCGCCGCAUGCGAUAUCAGAUCCCGAUUACAGCACUGGCAUUGCGGCGCACAGGGUCAUGUCUACAGCUCUGCCGGGCCAAUCGCCGAGACGGACAACUCGAUUUGUGGGCUAGGUUACGCUUUCCCCUCUAUGAGCGUAUGGUCCUAUUCUACUGUACCGCAAUCGCCAUGAAACGACAAGACCAGACCGUUGUUGCGGAGUCGCUUGUCGACCUCUUCGACCUCGAGAAGAUUGUAUUUAGCGGUGAAACUGUGGACAGCAGGUACCUCCAUGCUUUCCGUAUAUACUACGACGAGAAUUCGGGCUGUGUGCGUUUCGAAGCUACCGCUCGUCGAGGCCCAAUGAACACCAUACCCAUUUGGACUGCCUUCGUAACCCAAUAUGUUGGACGGAGGGACUGGAUGAAGCGUGUCAGCCCUGACACGAUACAAUUUGAAAAGAUGCAUCCGUACGUGUUCUGCGACAGCUAUAGGCUGCCCAAGGGCCCUUCCGGUAAAUACCGGCUCACAUUCACAACGGCUGAAGACGCAAAACAAUUCAGAGACAGCUUCUAUCGCAUCAGGAUCGAGUGA
Exserohilum turcica Et28A is the source of this 1626-nucleotide messenger RNA. RefSeq lists its product as uncharacterized. Lineage: Eukaryota; Fungi; Ascomycota; Dothideomycetes; Pleosporales; Pleosporaceae. The record is from RefSeq and is a predicted model, not a curated record. The transcript has 5 exons. The coding region runs from base 1 to 1626 and encodes 541 amino acids.